This is a messenger RNA of Drosophila subpulchrella, 13828 nucleotides long. RefSeq names its product ankyrin repeat and KH domain-containing protein mask (gene mask). The transcript has 18 exons. Gene Ontology annotation, molecular function: protein binding; RNA binding. Gene Ontology annotation, biological process: innate immune response. The record is from RefSeq and is a predicted model, not a curated record. Gene Ontology annotation, cellular component: cytoplasm. NCBI's taxonomy places the organism in Eukaryota, Metazoa, Arthropoda, Insecta, Diptera, Drosophilidae. The coding region runs from base 201 to 12389 and encodes 4062 amino acids.
AUCGAUGUUUCUGCAGCCGUACGGUCCUACCUUUUCUUUAUAUCCGGGAAUAAUAUGGCGAUCCGAAACUCUGACGAUAGACAGAGAAUUUAACACUGCUGAAAAAUUGAUUAAUUUGCUACAAAUUUUAAACGGACGCGCGAAUUGAAAGUAAAUCAAGAAGAAAAUCCCAAUAACACAACCUCCAGCGAGAGAGUAAAAUGAAUAAUGAUGCGAAAAACCAUGAAUGCGAUGACUUGAAUGUGCGCUCUACGGCGUAUUUUAACCAAAAAACCACAACAACAACCAACCAACCGAAAGCAACCAGCAAGAAUAACGCAGGCUCCUCGGGCUCUGGCUCCAAUAAUAACAAUAACAUCAACAACAAUAACACCAAUCAACAAAAGCCCAACAGACAGUUGAAUCAUAAUCUACCACGUAUCGCUGCCGCCAGACAUUCGAUAGCCGCCGCUCUACUGGCUAACAAUAGUCUGAAGACCAGCGGACGGAAGAUCCUGUCGGCCAAGAAUGAGCCACUGACGACGACGACGACGGAGUCAUCAGGAUCAACCACUGCACCACCACCACUACUACCCAGCAAUAGCCGAUUGAAAGUUAACAACACCAACAAUAACACUGCCAAGAUGUCUGGAACUAGUAGCAGUCAGGCCUCGGCCACGCCCACAACGCCCACGGCCACCAGCGGUAGCAGCAGCAGCAGCAGCGCAUCAGCAACCACAGCAACAACAACAACGAGUGGCAGCAGCGGCAGCGGAGGGACGGUCAUAGCCGGUGGUCCGGUGACCACCACUGGAGCAGUAAAUGCCGCCAAGUUCCGUUCCGCCGUGGCGUCGGCGCCCAGCCCAGCACUGCCUGCUCCUGCUCCUGCUACAGCAACUGCAUCCGCAUCUGCUCCUGCCCCCAGUAGUAGCUCCUCCAGCUCCUCGUCCUCGAAGAAGACCCGAGCAGCAGUGGCCGCUUUGAAGCGACAGGUGGCCUUGCAACAACAACAACAACAGCAGCAGCAGCAGUCCGUCUCCGGUAAUGCCCCCAACUUGACCAGCAAGGAUUCGGCGCAUUUGAAAUUCGCCGCAACCACUCUGCUGAUGGGUGCCGCCGCAGCUGCCUCCGAUAGCAACGCUGGCGCUGCUACCGGUGGAUCAUCAGGAGCAGCGGGUGGAUCAUCUGGAUCCGGAGGAGCAGCCGCCAGAAUGGCCCUCAAUCCCGCCGUGGAUGUGGCUAAUGCCGCCGCCGUUCUCAAGCAGAAGCUUAAGGAUGCGGCCGCCGCUGCCUCUGCAUCCGCCUCCAAUCGCUCUGCCACCUCGUCCAUGUCAUCAACCGCCUCCUCGCUGUCCUCGUCGGCAAACAUCGUGAAUGCCAUCUCGGCGCUGCAGAACAUCAUCAUAACGCCGGACACGGACACCGACACCGAGUUCUAUCCCCAGCCGGUCACCACAGACCUGUCCGAAUCGGAGGAGGAGUCUGUUUCAGAGAUCCUAUUGGCAUUCUUGUGUUUAAGGCCAGAUCUCCUGGACGAUAUUCCCGAAUCGGAUCCGGAUAGCUGCCCGCAUGAAGGCGAGGUGCGCGAGGAUGAGGACGAAACGGAGGAGGAAUCUGAGGACUCUGAUGAGUCCGAAGGCGACGACGAGGAGGACGAAGAGGAGAUAGAUGUGCUGCAGGACAACGACGCGGACGACGAGGAGAUCGACGAUGAGGACGAGGAAGAGGACGCGCCCGAAGUGAGUUCCUUCCUUAUGGACGCCAACAACAAGCGCUCCAGCAAUCUCACCGCCCUGCUCGAGGCCGCGGCCAACGAGAAGGCUCCUGUCCUGCGCCACGCCACCCACGCCAUCGACGAGACUAAGCAGGCUCUGACCAAGAUGCGCUGUGCCAACAGUCCCCGCGAUAAGAACAGUGGCUUCUCGCGAUCCCUCGUGGCCGCCUGCACGGACAACGAUGUCAAUACGGUGAAGCGGCUGCUCUGCAAGGGCAACGUAAACCUCAACGACGCCGCUGCCUCCACGGAUGAUGGCGAAUCCCUGCUCUCCAUGGCCUGCUCUGCGGGUUACUACGAGCUGGCUCAGGUUCUGCUGGCCAUGUCUGCCGCCCAGGUGGAGGACAAGGGGCAGAAGGACUCGACGCCGUUGAUGGAGGCCGCAUCCGCGGGUCACCUGGACAUUGUCAAACUGCUGCUCAACCACAACGCCGAUGUGAACGCCCACUGUGCCACCGGCAACACCCCGCUCAUGUUUGCCUGUGCCGGCGGUCAGGUGGACGUGGUGAAGGUGCUCCUCAAGCACGGCGCCAACGUCGAGGAGCAAAACGAGAAUGGACACACGCCUCUGAUGGAGGCCGCCUCCGCUGGCCAUGUAGAGGUAGCCAAGGUGCUGCUCGAGCAUGGAGCCGGCAUCAACACCCACUCGAACGAGUUCAAGGAGAGCGCCCUCACACUGGCCUGCUACAAGGGUCACCUGGACAUGGUGCGGUUCCUGCUGCAGGCGGGUGCUGAUCAGGAGCACAAGACCGACGAAAUGCAUACUGCCCUGAUGGAGGCUUCAAUGGACGGCCAUGUUGAGGUGGCACGUCUGCUGCUGGACUCCGGUGCCCAGGUAAACAUGCCCACGGAUUCGUUCGAGUCCCCUCUAACGCUGGCCGCCUGUGGUGGUCACGUGGAGUUGGCCACCCUGCUGAUUGAGCGAGGAGCCAACAUUGAGGAGGUGAAUGAUGAGGGCUACACUCCGCUUAUGGAGGCCGCUCGCGAGGGACACGAGGAGAUGGUAGCCCUGCUGCUUAGCAAGGGUGCAAACAUCAAUGCCACGACUGAGGAGACGCAGGAGACAGCCCUUACGCUGGCCUGCUGCGGUGGCUUCAGUGAGGUGGCUGCUUUCCUGAUCAAGGAGGGCGCCAACCUGGAGCUGGGCGCCUCCACACCUCUCAUGGAGGCCUCGCAGGAGGGUCACACCGAUCUGGUGCGCUUUCUGCUGAAGAACAAGGCUAAUGUCCAUGCGGAGACGCAGACCGGAGAUACUGCUCUGACGCAUGCUUGCGAGAACGGGCACACGGAUGCGGCCGGUGUCCUCCUAUCCUACGGAGCUGAGCUGGAGCACGAGUCCGAGGGCGGACGAACGCCGCUGAUGAAGGCCUGUCGCGCCGGACACCUGUGCACCGUCAAGUUCCUCAUCCAGAAGGGCGCCAAUGUCAACAAACAGACUACCAGUAAUGAUCACACUGCCCUGUCGCUAGCCUGUGCCGGGGGCCACCAGUCUGUGGUGGAGCUGCUGCUGAAGAACAACGCCGACCCGUUCCACAAGCUGAAGGACAACAGCACAAUGUUGAUCGAGGCCUCCAAGGGUGGACACACCCGAGUGGUCGAGCUGCUUUUCCGCUACCCGAACAUUUCGCCUACGGAAAUGGCAGCGGCUGCAAACGCUAACCAGGUCGCUGCAGCACCUUCCCAAUCUGGCCCAAAUCAGAUGCGCCAAAAGAUCAUGAAGCAACAGCUGCAGCAUCAGUUGCAGCAGCUUAACGCUCCCCCUGGAUUGCACGAGUUGUCGGAGGCAGCUCGAGCAUCCAACCAGCAACAUUUCCACCAGCAACAGUUCAGCAGUGCCAGCAACGGAUCCUCCAACAUCGUGGCAAUGGGAACUGGAGAUUUCUUAGACGCUGGCGAGCUGCAACUCACGGCGACGGCGGGAAUGGGAGCUGGGGCUGGAGCCAGCACCACCGGCAGUGAGGCUGGAAUGGAGGAGUAUGGAGAAGUCGGAGGAAUCGAUCUGACCACCCUCGGUGCUCAGCAGCAGGAAGGCCUCAUUGCCAAGUCGCGACUGUUUCACCUGCAACCGGGCUUCGAGCAGCAGCAGCAGCAGCAACAACAACAGCAGCCACCUGCAGCCGGUCAGCACCAGUUGGUGCCGUGCAAGCACUUUGACCUGGACAUGGAGCACAUUAAUUCCCUGCAGCCACCGCAAAAGGCACCGCCAGCUCCGCCGGUACUCUUCCACACCGUUUGCCAGCAGCCUGUUAUGCAACAACAGCAACUGCAGCCAGGUCAGGCCAAGCUGAAAGGCAUGCUGCCGAACCGGAAUCGAGCAAUUAAGUCCGGCGAGGUGAUGGAGUUCAUCGACUGUCCACUGGAUCAGCAACAGCAUGGCGAGCAGGUGCGAUCGCAGCCCUUGGGUGAGGAUGGCAAGACCCCGCAGUUCGCAUGUGCUGGAGAGGAUCCACGGCUGCAGCGCCGACGCGGUUUUAUGCCGGAGCUGAAGAAGGGUGAACUGCCCCCGGAGAGCAGCAGCAGUGACCCUAACGAGCUAGCCCUCAAAGGAGCCGACAACAAUCAGCCCGUACCGGCAGCACUGGACAACAGUGCCUGCGCCCAGAUCCCAGCCCGAAACUCUGGCGGAGCCAUUACCCAUUCCUCGGAGGUUCUACAGAGCACAGCCAUCAGCGACAGGCCCAAGGUUAAGGCCACCAACAAGAGCAACCGCAAGCAGGCAGCCGCAGCAGCAGCAGCUGCAGCAGCCGCGGCGGCAGCAGCAGCAGCAGCGGCCCAGCACGCACAGCAGGUGUUGCCCAAUUUGCAGCAGAACCCGAUGGUGUCCAUCUAUAAUAACUUGCAUAUGCAGCAGUCUAUGCAGCAGUCGCAUCUACAACUUCAGCAGCAAUUGCAAUUGCACCAUCAGCGAGUUGCACUGGACAAUGCAGCGGCAGCAGCAGCAGCGGCAGUAUCAUCCGCAAACAUGGCCUACUCUAAUUCCCCGGCUUCUCCUCUUGCCUCGCCCACUGGCAGCGGCAACUAUGUCGAUCAGCAGCAGUUGCAACAACAACAGCAGUCCCUGGAUGUAGCCCUGCAACACAAGACAGCCAUGGAUGACUUCCGUGGCAUGCUGGAGACGGCAGUGAACGGGUCGAGGGGCAGAAAAGACCUAGCCUUGAACACACCCCAGUUGAACUUCUUCAAGGACGGCUGGCAUAUGGUGGGAGUGCACAAUUUCUUCGGCGAUCAGCCAAAGUCGCCCACUGAGACUCCCCCGGAAAUGGAGGAGACCACCAUGUCCUCGCCAACCGAAGCAGAUCGUCUUGGAUCCGAGCCUCGGGCCGAGAUGAAAAAUCUGGCCACUCUUUGCUCGGCUGCAGCAGCUGCUGCUGCUGUGGCUGCGGCUAACAAGGAUCAGGACGAGAUCAGUUCGGAGCUUGAGAGCGAGUGCGAGGACGAUGUUGAGGGUGAUGCUGCGGCAGAUGGCGAGGAAAACACACUGCCGCCUGAGCCCAUUGAAUUGGCAGCCGCUUUGCGAGAAGAUGGCAUCAUUGUGGAGGAAGAGGAGGAUGAUGAGGAGGAUGACGAUGACGACGAUGAGCAGGACACCAACAGCGGGGAGAUCGAUAAGCUCAACUACGAUGACGAGGAUGCGGAGGUGGACAACGAUGGUGAAGUAGACUACAUCGACGAGGACGAUGGUGGUGGCGAAGGCGAGGAUGAGGAAGAUGACGGCGACGAUGACGAGUUCUUCCUCGAUGAGCCAGACAGUGAUCAAGGUGCUGGCAACAACAAUAAUAACAACUCAAAGAGCGGUGCCAGCUCACUGCCCCUGAAGCAACGGAAAAUGAACACUCGGCUGGAGAACCUAAUCCUCAACUCGCAGACAAUGUGCGACUUCCCGCCCGAACUUACCAACUCGGAGCUCGUUCACGUCCUGCCCCAAAUAAGCAAUCUCAAGGCGGCGGCCAGCAGUAACGCGGCGCUGAACAGCGUGCUCCAGCAGCAGCUGGCGGCUGCCACCGCAGCAGCUGCGCACGCUAAGGCGGUUGCAGUCCACCAGAAGCAGCUGAAGCACCAAGUGGAGGGAGAUCAGCAAUGCGAAGACGAUGGUGGCGCUGGCGGAAGUGAGCUAUAUUCCGGCUUGGAGCACUUUGCCAACGAUGGCGAAAUGGAGGAUAUAUUCCAGGAAUUGGCCAGUAGCCUAAACUACCCAGAGCUGGCCGAGUUUAGCUUGAAUCAGAUGUGCAAGGGUAGGUUCGCUGGCAACUGGGCGCAAUCGUCGGCUAAGUGGACCGGUCAGGAGCAGUUGGUGGGCGUGGUACGGUCGCCGGGUCUCAUUAACCCUGGCGAUGUUCCGCAGGAUGCUCAGCGACAGGCAAAUCUCGUCCUCCUGGACUAUUCCAUGCAGCAAAACAUUCAACUGGAGCAGCGACUCCUCGAUGCUGAGGAAAUGCACGUGCAGCAACACCAGCAAACUCCUCUUUCCUUACUCCCCUUUACGGAUGAUCAGCAGCAGCAGCUUCACCAUCAAUCCUUGCCCAACGCCGCCGAAUGUCAUCAGCACCAACAGCUCGCCUUGGAAAACGAUCCGGAGUUAAAGCAGCAGCUGCAGCAGCUGCAUCAGCUGCACGAGUACACCAAUGCGCCCUUCAUCAAGGCUGUGACUGCCCAGCGUCAACAUCAGCAGCAGCCUGCCACAAACUUCGUUUACAACGUGGAGAGUGGCGACAAGAAUGCUCCGCCCGUGCAGUUGCUCUUCCAGCUACCACCAAACAUGGCCCAGCAUCAGGCGCAACAACAGGCUGUUGGAGAACCCCUCACCGAACAGCAGCAACAGCAGUUGCACGCUGAGCAAGCCCAUCUCUUUCAACAACGAACCGGCGUUCAGCGUCCGCCAACCCAGAGUGAACUAGAGCAGGUGGCCCAGGAGCUGCUGCUCCAACGGAGUGGCCAGGUGCCAGCUGGAACUCCUGUCGUGGGUGUCCAGGCAUUGCCUCUUAAGCAAAAACACUUUAAUCUGCAGGAACAGCUGCUCCUUCACCCGCCGCCGCAUAUGCAGGCGCCCACCUGUGUCCAGCAUCAGGUGGCCACGCAGACGCAUCCAGCUUCUGCGGUAGUGCCGCAGACCGAUCUUCGAUCUCCGUACACACAAUUCGCCCUGCAGAAUCCCCAGCUGUUACAGGAAAACGAGCUCUCCAUUUGGCCGAUGGGUACACCUACUCCCACGCCCAGCACCACUGUCAACGCCACCAAGUCGAUGCCCGGCGGCAUUGCCAAAAAGGCCAUUGACAAGCAGUCGCGCAAGGAUCGUCGCUGUGUAAUGCGUCAGACACCAGCUGGCAGUCAAGUGAACACCAACCAGCAUCAACAGCCCCAGGUCGCAACAGCUCAGCAGCAGGCUCAACUCCAAAACCAGUUGGCCGUUGCGAACACCGCGUGUGUGGACAAGACCAUCGAGAUUGAUUCGGAGACGGAGUCGAACCACGACACCGCCCUUACCCUGGCUUGUGCCGGCGGUCACGAGGAACUGGUCGAACUGCUGAUCAAUCGGGGAGCUAACAUCGAGCACCGCGACAAGAAGGGAUUCACACCGCUUAUCCUGGCCGCCACCGCCGGCCACGACAAGGUCGUGGACAUUCUGCUCAAGCACAGCGCAGAGUUGGAGGCCCAGUCAGAGCGUACCAAGGAUACGCCGCUAUCGCUGGCCUGUUCCGGCGGCCGCUACGAGGUUGUGGAACUUCUGCUCAGCGUUGGUGCCAACAAAGAGCACCGCAAUGUAUCGGACUACACGCCACUGAGCUUGGCGGCCAGUGGGGGCUAUGUGAACAUCAUAAAGCUGCUGCUCAGCCACGGCGCGGAGAUCAACUCGCGCACGGGCAGCAAGCUGGGUAUCUCCCCGCUCAUGUUGGCCGCCAUGAAUGGUCACACGCCUGCUGUUAAGUUGCUGCUGGAUCAGGGAUCCGACAUAAAUGCUCAGAUCGAGACGAAUCGCAACACGGCCUUGACUUUGGCCUGCUUCCAGGGCAGGCACGAGGUCGUUAGUCUGCUGCUUGACCGGCGGGCCAAUGUGGAACAUCGGGCUAAGACGGGACUGACGCCGCUUAUGGAGGCCGCUUCGGGCGGCUACAUAGAGGUGGGUCGCGUUCUGCUGGACAAGGGAGCGGACGUGAAUGCUGCUCCGGUGCCCACGUCCAGGGAUACAGCUCUGACCAUUGCCGCCGACAAGGGACAUCAGAAGUUUGUAGAGCUCCUCCUUUCCCGUAAUGCCAGUGUAGAGGUAAAGAACAAGAAGGGUAACUCCCCGCUCUGGUUGGCUGCCCAUGGUGGCCACCUUAGUGUGGUGGAGCUUCUUUACGAUCACAAUGCUGACAUUGACUCACAGGAUAAUAGACGCGUUUCCUGCCUGAUGGCUGCCUUCCGCAAGGGUCACACAAAGAUUGUGAAGUGGAUGGUGCAGUAUGUGUCGCAGUUCCCCUCCGACCAGGAGAUGAUCCGCUUCAUUGGCACCAUCAGUGACAAGGAGCUGAUCGACAAGUGCUAUGACUGUAUGAAGAUCCUGCGCAGCGCCAAAGAGGCCCAGGCCGUCAAGGCCAACAAGAAUGCCUCGAUUCUGCUGGAGGAGCUCGAUCUGGAGCGGACGCGCGAGGAGAGCCGCAAGGCUGCUGCUGCCCGUCGCCGUGAGCGCAAGAAGAAAAAGAAGAUGGAGAAGAAGGAGGAGAAGCGCCGCCAACAACAGGGCAACGGGGCUGGCGGUGACGACAUGCAGGGCGAUGACGAUGAUGCCAGUGACAAGGAUGAUGACUCCGACAAGGACGACGAUGACGAGGAGGCAGCGCCGGCCACCGCCCGUGAGGAGGGCGACUCUGGCAUCGAUCAGGGCUCGUGCUCCAGCGGAGACACGAAAGGUGCGCGCUUGGGUGGCGGUCAGUCCGCUCAGGCUGCGGAAGCGGCAGCCAAUUCCGGGUCAGGCAACAAUCAGGGAAAGAAGAGCAAGAAGCAGCCCAAGAACAAGUUGACGGUAUCGGUAGAACAAAUUCCAACACCCACUCCUCCCGUGAUCACAUCCACAUCGAGCACCACCGUCCUUAAGGGCAUCUCUGUGAAGAAGCAACCAGCAGCAGAAGUUGUUAAGCAACCACCUGCCGCACAGCAGGCUGCUCCCCUGAAGCGACAGCUGGAGGUGAAGAAGGAGGAGCCGUCUGUCAAGAAGAAGGAGGAGAAGAACAGCUCCACCAGCAACAGCAAUAAGCGUGAGAAAGAGAACCUUGCGCCCAAGGAGGUGGCGCUGCCAGCCAAACAGCAGACCAGUAACUCCAGCAAACUGCAGAGCAGCGAGUCCGCAAGCAACAUUAACAGCAGCAGCUCUACAAACGCCAGUAACGCCAACACCAACACCCGCAAAGAAGUGUCCAAACCAGUGUCACAAGCUGCAAGCAGCACCAAUUUGAAUCCUGCCAAGCGCAGCGAGGUCGAUGGCUGGAAGGAAGUGGUCCGCAAGAGCAGCACCCAGCAGACUACAGCGGUAGGAGCGAGUGGAGCCCCACUGCCUGUGACAGCUACCAGUUCGGCGACCAGCGUGCAGCACCAUCCGCACCACCAGCACCACCACCUGGCCAACAGCUCCAGCAACAGUUCAAGCUCACUGGCCACGGGCACAAACUCAUCGGCGUCUUCGGUUCCUGAGAUGACCUGCAAGAAGGUGCAGGUGCCGGUAAAUGCCAUCUCCAGGGUUAUUGGCCGAGGCGGAAGUAACAUCAACGCCAUUCGAGCCACCACUGGUGCCCACAUUGAGGUGGAGAAGCAGGGCAAAAACCAAUCGGAACGCUGCAUAACCAUUAAGGGUUUGACCGAUGCCACCAAACAGGCACAUAUGCUUAUUUUGGCACUGAUCAAGGAUCCCGAUGUGGAUAUCUUGCAAAUGCUGCCCAGGAUCAACAGCAGCAUUAAGCAGUCCUCUGGCGGCGGAGCGAAUGCUCCGAUGACCGUGGGUACUUGGGACAAUCGCACCGCUACCGGUGUGAAUGUGUACACCUUCUCUUCGGCCGCAUCCACCACCUCCACGUCGUCCAGCUCGUCUGCCAGCUCUACUACACCGGCGGGAGCUGCGUACUGUAAUGCGCACAAGCAGCAGCAGCAGCAGUUGCAGCCAGUAAAGGCCCCAAGCGGACGGUCCUCGGCGUCUGCCAAGUCCAACGGCAGCAGCAGCAGCUCUAAGGUGUCUUCUUCGAGUGGAUCCGGUUCCCGAAAUGGCAGGGGUGGCGGUGGCUAUCUUAGCCAGCAACAGCCUGGUCGUAGCUCCGGAAGUAACUCCUCGAAUGGUGUGGCCAAGAGCAAGACGGAGAGCUCAUCCAAAUCCCUGCCAGCUGCACAGAAGAGCAGCACUGCUCUGGGUAAGUCUUCUACUGUGGCUCCCGGAGCUCAGAACUUUGCAAAGGCAGCGGCCAUUGCGCAGUCCUCGCCCAAGAAGGCUGAGGGAGGAGUGGCCUCUGCGAUCAUCAGCUCGGCCGGCGGACGCAGCAGUGGUGUGGUUGCUCCAUUUGGACGUGGCAAGCCUGUCGCUGGCCAAGGAGCAGCUGGAAAUACGGCGGGGUCAAAUGUUGCCCAGCUGGGAAGUGGAAGCGGUAGCAGUAGCAACAGCAACAUAUUGGCUGGACCAAUUGGCACCUUUAACGUGGCGGAUGUGGCCGCCGUGAAUGCAGCCGCUGCAGCAGGAGCAGCAGCCUCUGCCAACAGCAGUGUGAAACCCAUUGCUCCCAUUGCACCGCCCAGUAAGCGAGUGGGCUCUCCCACCCAAGCCCAGCAGCAACAGCAACAGCAACAAGCGCAGCAGCAGCAGCCACAGCAGCAACAACAGCCACAACCACAGACAGCACCACUUCCUGGCCCGCAGCCACAGCAGCAACCCCAGCAACAGCAACAAGCGCCUCAGGAACAGCAGCAGCAACAACAGCAACAGCCAACCCAGCAACAGCAACCACAGACGGCCCAGCAAAAUCUGGUGAUCAACACAAACCUUCUGAACCACCUGAUGGCCGCCAAUGCAGCCACAGAUAGUUUUAGUGCCCAGCUGGCCGCCAAGUUGUCUAGCGCCUAUUCCCUGUUCAGUGAUUACCAGCAAUCGCAGUGGGGCAAGCUAGGGGAUCCCGGCAUUGGCGGAGGAGCAGGAGCUGUUGGCGAUGGUCUGCCGCAGGCGGAUGCCUCCAAGGCACCAGGAUACAAUCGCAACAUCCUCAGCUCGCCCGUGGGCAGUUCCAAGGCCUCGUCGAAUCACUCAACCUCACCGCCUGUGGGUAAUGUGAUCCAGCAGCAACAGCAGCAACAACAACAACAGCAGCAACAACAGCAGCAGCAACCACCGCAAUCUAGCCAGCAGGCUCUAAACAUAAUCACCAGUGGAGGUCCAGGAGGAGCUACAGCAGCGCCAGCCAGAUCACCAAUGGUGUCUGCCAACGAUGGAAAUUCCGCAGGGGGCCAGCCCUCCAUAAAUGGAACCCAGGGACUAGGUGAAUCGGCUCCUGCCCAUUCACCGGGCGUUAUCAAGCCGCCCACCUCCACAGUUCCCAUCCAGCGGCAUGUUCCCAUGCCGAUCUCUGCAGCGGAGUCUGGAGCACCACCCACAUUUGGAGCGAUUGGUUCCAAUCCAGCCGGCGGCGGCAAUUCAGCGGCAGCCCAAGCAGCUGCUGCUGCUGCAGCGUCUGCCAUGAUCGAUCGCCAGCAGCAAAAUAUGCAGACUUUGCAAAAUUUGCAACGAAUGGUGGGAGCCUCACAGCAGCAGCAGCAGCAACAGCAGCAGCAGCAGUUAAACUACCCCAUGGAUCCCUCAACUUCGCCGUACAUUGUUGAUGGCAAUAACUUGUUGCGCCUAAAUCCACGAGCCUCGAUCUUUCCGCAAGGCAACAAGCAGCCACCACAGCCGCCGCCGCAGGGUGGUGCGCAGUCGAAUAUGUUUGGAGGCAAUCAAGGGAGACAGCUUCCGGGAGCGGGUGCCAGGCAGCCGGGCGGAGCAGCGGCACAGCGUUGGUAUGGCGGAGCCUUGGAGUAUCCAUCUUACACGGGUCGGGAUAUGCUGCACCUGGAGAAUGGAGCCGGCGGAAUGGCUGGCCUAGGCUCGCCAUCUGCCAUGUCGCCGAAUCACGACGACAUUCGCAAGAUGCCGCGCCCCAUUGGUACGGAGCGAGCUGCGUCCUGGAAGUUCAACAACUUCAACGUGGCCGCCUCUGCACUUAGCAUGGACGAUGCCCUGGCCAGCGUCCUGCCGCCCUGGGCGCACGAGCCGAAGGCGCAGCCACCAGGUUUGCAGCAGCCACCGCCUCCACCACAGUCGCAGCAGCAGCAACAACCGCUCAACUGGCUGAAACAGCAGCAGCCGCAACAGCAGCAGUACAGGCCGUACAACAACGGACCCUAUCCGCAGCAGCAGCAGCAUGAGCCAAUGAAUAUGCCCAUGGACUACCACAACAUGCAGGCGCCGCCAAACAUGAACCAGCAGCAACAGCAGCACGUCAACUUGAUGCCCUCAUACGGCUACCAGCACUUUGUGGGUGCUCCUGGAGCGGUUGACAUCGCCGCACACAUGCCGGACAAGAUGGAAGUGUGGGAUCAUCAUGACAAGCACUUGCCCUGGACCAACUACACCACCAACUGGUCCAACUGAUGUCCCAGCGACACUCAGAAGGAGGAUAUCUUCGAUACCUGUCGAUCAAGCAACUGAUUCGAGCAGCUAUGGCUGAGCACUCUUCCAAUUUACCAGGACCCAGCAGCAGUAGCAGCAGCAACGUCAAGAUCAGUAGCAGCAGCAACAGCAAAAGCAUCUCACUGAUUUGAACAUGCGAAGCGAAAUAAUAUUUAUUGAAUUUCUACGUUUUCUAUUCGGAUUGUCGGCUUCUCCCCACAACUUAAUCUUCUAACAACCUGCCAACUGACGUGGAAACCAACUAACAGCAAGAAGGAAUUAUGUGAAAAUUGAAACAUGGCUUUGUUCUUUAGUUUAUCGAUUUAAAAACUUUUGAAUUUGGGUGAUUAAUUUGUUUCGCAGGCAACUUGAAAAUUAACCAGAAAGAAAUCUUACAGAAAAGCAAAAUGAAUGCAAAAUAAUGAUAAAAAAGCGAAAAGAAAGAAGAAAAAAUGUUCGAAAGUGGCGCCCAGGCAAACUGGGUGCAAUAUAUAUUAUUUAUUUUUAAAUGUAUUGAUAUUUUUGAAGAAGCAUGAAGUUAGUGGUAGCUUUUUUUUUGUGUGAUGAGGCAGAGGGUAAACGAAGCGAAAAGUAACUUUCAUUCACACACAUAUACACAUGCACUAACCCCCUACCCGCACACAAACACACAUAAACACACACCUACACAAAAAUACAUUUACUUUAAGAUAGAAGUCAGUCUUAUGAAUGAAACAUUAAAUUGAAAUGUUUAGCGCCAGCUAAAGUACACACAAACUUUUAUUACAACACUUAUACAUAAAUACAUCUAUAUAUAUUUAAUAACAUUAAUAAAGGCAAAAAGUGAAUGUCGAAACUGUAAAUUCUAGGCGCGCACUUUUCUCUAUUCCCCUUUUUCCCCCAACCAAAAAAACGAAAAGAAGAAAUACACCCACAACAAGAAGCUAACGAAACCGGAAACUAGAACAAAGCUAUGAAAACGCAUGCAUACGCUAUAGAUCGAAAAAAAUGUUCGAAAUGAAUUACUAAACCGACAAAAAAUUACUUAAUUCAACAUAUAACAUAUGCAUACCAUUAACUACUCCCCAACUUAACGAUAUGUCUGGGAAGGAUACCAAACAAAUCCGAAAACGAAACAACCGAGGCGAAGCUACAAGUGUUUGGUGUUCUUCGGUCAGCGAAAAAGAGAAAACCCCCUUGGUCGAUACCCCGAAAAAUGUAGCUAGUAGAAAUUGAAAUUGCUUAAAUAACUAAGUAAAACAUCAAGAAAUUAAUGGUCGAGUAACGUUUUAAUAUUCCAUUUACGAGAACUAAACGAUAUAUGUAUGAUGAAGAUGACUAGACGACGAAGCGGCGCUUGUUUGCCAUCUUUGAUGCUUUUCCGACACUGCUCAUAGACGUACAUAAAAUAUAUACCUACCUAUAUACUAGCGAAUAGCAUA